Messenger RNA from Cyclopterus lumpus (lumpfish), 564 nucleotides. RefSeq names its product gamma-crystallin M3-like. Gene Ontology annotation, molecular function: structural constituent of eye lens. Lineage: Eukaryota; Metazoa; Chordata; Actinopteri; Perciformes; Cyclopteridae. The coding region runs from base 10 to 564 and encodes 184 amino acids. The transcript has 2 exons. Gene Ontology annotation, biological process: visual perception; lens development in camera-type eye. The record is from RefSeq and is a predicted model, not a curated record.
ACGGACAACAUGAGCAACACCGGCAUGAACAUGAGGGGCAAGAUCACCUUCUACGAGGAGAAGAACUUCCAGGGCCGCUCCUACGAGUGCAUGAACGACUGCGCCGACAUGACCUCCUACAUGAGCAGGUGCCACUCCUGCAGGGUGGAGAGCGGCUGCUUCAUGGUCUACGACCAGCCCAACUACAUGGGGAACCAGUACUUCAUGAGGAGGGGCGAGUACGCCGACUACAUGAGCAUGAUGGGCAUGAGGGACUGCAUCAGGUCUUGCCGUAUGAUCCCCAUGCACAGGGGCCAGUUCAGGAUGAAGAUCUACGAGAGGGAGAACUUCGGCGGCCAGUCGCAUGAGCUGAUGGACGACUGCGACAACGUCAUGGACCGCUACCGCGUGUCCGACUGCCAGUCCUGCAGCGUGAUGGACGGCCACUGGCUGAUGUACGAGCAGGCCCAGUACCGAGGAAAGAUGAUGUACAUGAGGCCCGGAGAGUACAGGAGCUUCAGGGACAUGGGCAUGAGCGGCACCAGGUUCAUGAGCAUGAGGCGCAUCACAGACUCUUGCAACUAA